Molecule: messenger RNA, 575 nt
Organism: Caenorhabditis auriculariae
Lineage: Eukaryota; Metazoa; Nematoda; Chromadorea; Rhabditida; Rhabditidae
Source: the annotation of a GenBank genome assembly
AUGGUCAAGAAAUCGGAUCGAGCAUCCGGUGAAGAAAAGUGUUGCGCAAAAAUCGACAAGCUUUACACGGAAGUUCUUCAUUUAGUCACCUCGUAAGUUCUAUCUGACUAUAUUUAUAUGAAGAUCAAAACUUUCAUCAAAUUUUUCUUCAGUGUCGAGAAAGGAAGUGGUUCGGAGCUGACGACUCGUCUCAGAAACGUGGAAGCUGGCGUCGAAGCCUUGAAGGAGCACAUUCGAAGUAUUCCAAACACUAACGUCAACGAAAAUCGUCAGCGAGAGCAAAUCGCGUCGUUAUACAGGUUCUUUUUAGUUUUCAGAGAGUUUUUGAAAGAAUUGUACAGAUUUGACUUUCAGACAAAUAAAGCAGAAAGAUGAGCUCCUCAAGUCCCUUGCCAGCAGCGACACCUUUGCAAUCCCCGAAGGUAGUUUUUGUUUCCGCCAUUUGUUAGAAUGUUCGGAAAGUCCUAAACAUUUUUUGCCAAAAAAUAAAUUUUGCGGCCAUAUUGUUAGGAAAUUUCCAAAAACUUGAAAUGGAGGUUAUUUUAGGAGAUGCAGAAAGUUCCAAGAGCGAAUGA